CGCGGCCCGUCAGGCACUGCGGUAGGCACUCCCGGGUCCAGCAGGACCUUGUCCCCAGCAUGGCGGCGCCCAGCGAAGUGGCCGCGGCAGUCGUCGGUGAAGACGAUGGCGGGGGUUUUGAAUCGUGGCUGGACACACGGUUGGAGGCACUGGGAGUGGACCGAGCCGUUUACACCUCUUACAUCCUGGGUGUCCUGCAGGAGGAGGAGGAGGAAGAGAAGCUGGACGCCUUGCAGGGUAUCCUCUCUGCUUUCCUGGAAGAAGAUUCCCUUCUUGAUAUCUGUAAGGAAAUUGUAGAACGAUGGUCAGAAACUCGGAAUGUCACCACCAUAGUAAAAAAAGAAGAUGAGGUGCAGGCCAUCACCACCUUGAUUGAGAAACAGGCCCAGAUUGUGGUGAAGCCCAAGGUGGUUUCAGAAGAAGAGAGGCAGAGGAAAGCCGCCCUGCUGGCCCAGUAUGCCGAUGUGACAGACGAAGAAGAUGAAGCAGAUGAGAAAAAUGAUUCGGGCUCUUCAACGGUAGCCGUCGGUUCUGGUAAAUUCCUGUUCCGAAACACCAAUGUGGUAGACGUUGUCAAUGCUCAGAAGCUGGAGCGAGACUCACUUCGUGAUGAGUCCCAGAGGAAGAAGGAACAGGACAAGCUGCAGAGGGAGAAGGACAAGCUAGCCAAGCAGGAGCGCAAGGAGAAGGAAAAGAAAAGGACACAGAAAGGCGAGCGCAAGCGAUAACCUCGGCCACUCUGCCCCUCCA
This is a messenger RNA of Acomys russatus (golden spiny mouse), 750 nucleotides long. RefSeq names its product coiled-coil domain containing 43 (gene Ccdc43). Lineage: Eukaryota; Metazoa; Chordata; Mammalia; Rodentia; Muridae. The record is from RefSeq and is a predicted model, not a curated record. The transcript is spliced from 5 exons. The coding region runs from base 60 to 728 and encodes 222 amino acids.